ACAUGCUAACGCGCAUGCGCUCUUCGCCUUGGCGGUCUCUCUGUGCCCCUCGUGAAAAUGGCUUCGCGCGCGGGACCUCGAGCCACGGGAACCGAUGGCAGCGACUUCCGGCACCGGGAGCGCGUGGCCGAGCAUUACCAAAUGAGCGUAUCACUCAAGUCUGAGAUUAAGAAGUUGAUCUACAUGCAGGUGGGCCUGUGGCUGUUGGUGGCAGCACAGAUGUGCGUAGCUCACUUCAAACUUCUACCCCAUGACAAGGUGGCCAUGCCUUACCAGUGGGAGUACCCAUACUUGCUCAGCAUCAUCCCUUCCCUCUUUGGCCUCUUCUCCUUUCCCCGAAACAAUAUCAGCUACCUGGUGAUUUCCAUGAUCAGCACCGGCCUCUUCUCAGUGGCGCCUCUCAUCUACGGCAGCAUGGAGAUGUUCCCGAUGGCUCAGCAGCUCUACCGCCACGGCAAAGCCUACCGCUUCAUCUUCGGUUUCUCUGCAGUCUCUGUCAUGUAUUUGUUGGUCGUGGUGGCAGUGCAAGUUCAUGGCUGGCAACUUUAUUACAGCAAAAAGCUCUUGGACUCCUGGUUUACCAGCACUCAGGAAAAGAAGAAGAAGUAAACAAGGGGUUGGCAGUCUCCUGAGGGAGAGGGAGAUAGUGCUCUUGGGUUUCUCUCACAGUCAUACUGAGCAAAUGGGAGAUCCAGGGGUUCCAGCUGCCUGAAUGAACAUUGAACUCUCGGUGUGGUUGUUUUCCAGCUUGUGUGAUUUACAACUGGGAGUUGUAGGCUUGGGUAGUGUUGAUUUGGAAGGGAUUUAGGGGAUCCUCCUUCCAAAGGAGAGGCAACUGAUACCCUUUAGAGCAGGGGUGUCAAACUCGUGUCGUCAUGUGAUGUAUCACGACUUCCCCCCCCUCUUUGCAUGGGCGUGGCCAGCACGUGAUGCAUCCGGCCCGUGGACCGGGAGUUUGACAGCCCUGCUUUAGAGAUAAUGCUUUCCUCACUUGACUUAGGCAGAUGAGACUCGCUGGAGUCUCCUGUUGGUUUGAACAAACCAAUAUCGAGCUAUGCCACAUGCACUUUAAAAGAUUCACCGGUGCACAAUAAUUGGAUCCUAGUAGGAAUAGGAAAGCAGCACACAGCACGGCCAGGAACUCCCUCCCUCCCUCCAACUCCCACUUCAGUAUAUUAUUGGGCCCAACCAAGAGAUGUUUGCCAUGUGUGGUCAUGCUUCCCGGAGCAGCUACUUACCCUGGCGGUAAGAGCUGCCACCCAAUUUUACUCUUUCUCCAGCCCUACCAACAAGGGACUGGUACAUGCCAAGCACUGAGAC
This is a messenger RNA of Notechis scutatus (mainland tiger snake), 1320 nucleotides long. It is a transcript of the gene JAGN1, whose product is annotated as jagunal vesicle mediated transporter 1. Lineage: Eukaryota; Metazoa; Chordata; Lepidosauria; Squamata; Elapidae. Gene Ontology annotation, biological process: endoplasmic reticulum organization; vesicle-mediated transport; granulocyte colony-stimulating factor signaling pathway. The record is from RefSeq and is a predicted model, not a curated record. Gene Ontology annotation, cellular component: endoplasmic reticulum membrane.